Molecule: messenger RNA, 315 nt
Organism: Metarhizium brunneum ARSEF 3297
Lineage: Eukaryota; Fungi; Ascomycota; Sordariomycetes; Hypocreales; Clavicipitaceae
Gene: cox12
Product: Cytochrome c oxidase subunit 12
Cellular component (GO): mitochondrion; respiratory chain complex IV
Source: RefSeq, a predicted model, not a curated record
AUGGCUGAAGAAGAUGGUCAGGAGCUUGUCACCAAGCCCUUCAAGUUCGUUACUACCGGUAAGCUCCAACCCGAUGAAAUCCUCGUGCGCGACUCGGCGAACAGCACCGACGCUCGCUUUCCUAACGUGAACCAGACCAAGCACUGCUGGCAGAACUACGUCGACUACCACAAGUGCAUCAUUGCCAAGGGGGAGGACUUUGCUCCUUGCCGUCAGUUUUGGCUGGCUUACCGAAGCUUGUGCCCCUCUGGAUGGUAUCAGCGAUGGGAUGAGCAGCGAGAGGCUUCCAACUUCCCCGUCAAGCUGGACGCGUAA